Helianthus annuus (common sunflower) is the source of this 633-nucleotide messenger RNA. Its product is annotated as proline-rich extensin-like protein EPR1. Bases 1 to 633 code for a protein of 210 amino acids. The transcript has a single exon. The record is from RefSeq and is a predicted model, not a curated record. NCBI's taxonomy places the organism in Eukaryota, Viridiplantae, Streptophyta, Magnoliopsida, Asterales, Asteraceae.
AUGGCGAUGUCUGCCGCACCUGUCGUUCCCCAUGACGUCGACCCAGAUCCUAAGGUCGAGUUCGUACCCACUAAGCCUGCUCCAGUUGGCCCAGAGCAUGCCAUUGCUCAUGAACCUAUUGAUGCUCCAGCUGUUGCACUUUUGCCGGAUCCUUUACCUGAGCCUGAUCACGUUGAUAUACCAGACGUGGCACCACCCGUCAUUGAUGCACCAGUCAUUGUACCACCGGUUCCUGAUGUUCUUAUUGUUGAUGCACCCGUUAUUUCACCACCUGUUGUCGACCAUGCACCUUUUGCCACACAUAUUGAUCCCAGAUAUGCUAACAUAAUGGGUGGAUUGAGGAUGAUGAUGACUAUCCUCCAUUUGUCCUACCAGUCACACCCCCUGCUGCACCUGUUUUUUGAACCAGUCGAUGUCCUACCGGUCCACCCGCACGUAUCUGAUGUCCACCGCACAGACUUACCCAUCACCUUCCUACAGGACAUACCUCAACCCCGUCUAGGGGAAGGACCUUCUACUGGGCCACACGAUCACAUGCCACCCACGACAGCAGCUUUUCCAUUUAUGCCCUCUUUUACACCAGUUGCACACACUACAUCUCCUUUUACACCCGCGGGUGAGCCACUUAUGUAG